Molecule: messenger RNA, 683 nt
Organism: Triplophysa dalaica
Lineage: Eukaryota; Metazoa; Chordata; Actinopteri; Cypriniformes; Nemacheilidae
Exons: 4
Coding region: 28-648 (206 amino acids)
Source: RefSeq, a predicted model, not a curated record
UGUGUAAGAGAUCAACACCAAGCAUCAAUGUGCUUCAUAAACCUUUUUUCUGUUGAUGUGCAAACACGUGUCAGAAUGAUUGUCUAUCAUCUGUGUGCUUUAUUCCUCCUGUCUGGUGUGUUUGGUGUUGAUGCAGAUGAAGUGAAGUCAGUGUCAGUGAUGGAGGGACAUUCUGUCACUCUACACACUGAUCUUACACACAUUCAGUAUGAUCGCAUACUGUGGAUGUUUGAAUUUCACGACACCGUUAUAGCUGAAAUCCAUGCACAGAAUGUUAAUAUGUAUGACAGUAAUGAAAUAUUUGGAGGCAGACUGAAGCUGGACAGUCAGACUGGAUCUCUCACCAUCACAGACAUCAGAAUCACAGACUCUGGUGUUUAUACACUAGAGACCAUCCGUGACAGAAGAUCUUCAUACAAGAGAUUCAAGGUUACUGUCUAUUUCACUCAGCAAUCAACUGAAGUUCAAAUCAUUCUGCUGCCAGUUGUGUUAAUUGUGUGUCUCCUGAUGGGAUGUAUGUGCUGCUGCUGCUGUGUGUGCUGUUUGUGCUGUAGAAAACGAACAGGACCUGAGAAGAAGAACUUGUCAGAAUACACAGAGGUCAUCUACAGUCUUUACGUGAAAGAUCCGUCGCAGGACAAUGAAUAAACAUCACACACAUUCAUGAUAAAUAUUGUCCUUCU